UCGUUGACGUCGCUGCUUGGAUGCGUAGAUAUACAAAUGAUUUUAUUUCCGUAGUUACAACUAGUGAAAGAACACUCGCGAUUAAACAUUAUUAUCAAAUAUUAAAUAAUGAAAAAAUGACCCAAGAGAUGGAGGAUUCAGAAGAUUUUGUUGAAUGUAUAAGCAAUUUCUUUGACGAUAAUCAGAUGAUUUUUAUACCAAAACUUUUAAAAGAAUUUCCUUUGAUCCGAG
Messenger RNA from Dentiscutata heterogama, 231 nucleotides. The record is from the annotation of a GenBank genome assembly. Lineage: Eukaryota; Fungi; Glomeromycota; Glomeromycetes; Diversisporales; Gigasporaceae.